Messenger RNA from Rotaria sordida, 270 nucleotides. The record is from the annotation of a GenBank genome assembly. Lineage: Eukaryota; Metazoa; Rotifera; Eurotatoria; Philodinida; Philodinidae.
AUGAAUAAUUUACUCGUUGGUAAUAUUCAAAUAAAACGAAUUAAUUUACGAAAUUUACCAACUAUUGUUCAAGUAUGGUCUUAUCUUAUGGUAUUUGUUCCAAUAUUAUGUAUUCCAGGUUAUGCUAUUUAUAAAUUAAUAGUAACACCUGGAAAAGAUUUUGAUGAACGUCUUCAACGAUCAGUACAACCUGAAGAAUCAAUACAUGAAAAUAUUUAUUUUGAAUUCAAUGGUGAACAACAAGUAGAAGAUAAAAUUGAAAUUCUUUAA